AACUUCGGUCAGUUGCGUGUGCUAUAUACUUGGUGGUUAUACUGCCGCUCCAUCACACCUCUAAAUGGGAUUUCUUCUGUGUUCAUCAGAUAUUUUGGACUUUUGAACUUCUGGAGCUCAUCACUGUUUUUGUGAGCCAAGAGGCUUAGGAAUUACUGCAUUUGGGAAGGCCAGACGGAACCGGCUUUCCCUGAGAGGCGUUCACCAGCCCUUCAAGAUUAAUACUCAGACAUCAUUGUUGGACCCAGCUCCGCAAUGCUUCCUACCAGCAGUGAAUCCACAUACAGAUAUGCAGCCUCACCUCACUUCGAGCCUGAGGGUGACUCCAGUCAGGAUCCAGACUGGAAUCCCCUCAGGAUCUUUGGGAACCACUGCAAACAUUACCAAGUUCGUGCUGGUACACAGGCAGAGUGGAGACAGGGCCAACUACCCCAUUCAGGAACUGGAAGCCACCUCUAUCACCACCACAUCCACUGAGCUACACACUAAUAAAGUGAUUGAUGUAGGUCAGGUGGCUUGCAACAUCUCUCCCAAGAAUUUCAUCGGCUUAGCUGAAGGCUCAGCACAUCUGAAUCAGCCUGCAGGCACCUCAAAGAUGGCUAUCUUUGAUGUGGCAGCAGAAUCUUCAAUGGAUUUAGGAGAGUUGCUACCAUUUAAUCACAAGGAUUUGUCCUUGCCUCCAUGUGAUUCAGAAAUGGCCGACUGUCCCCUUACAACUGAGAUGUCUUUGAAGUCAGUGCCUCCCCAUGGUGCCAUAUUGGAUAAUGGCCUUCCUUCUGAGGGACUUCCAUGUGUGUCUGGCAUGGUGAAUAAUGUCCUUUGUGAUGAGAGACCUUUCUCUCCUUCAGAUUUCCUUCAGGAAAAUCCAGCACCAUCUUCAUCUCAGAUGCAAGAUCUAGAGAUUCCACCACACAUAUUGGAUGACAUAGUCCAGCUCUUUGCAGAAACAUCUGAAAAUAUUCCCUGGGACAACACUCAGCAGCUGGAUCUGGAUCUGGAUCUGUUCAGUCACUCUGAGGAACAAGAUGUUCUUGAUAAUGUUGUGCUAGAGUGUGGCAUCCGGGAUGAGGUAAAGGAGGAAAGCCAUGUCCAGUGUAAGAAAGACAUAACUAACAUCAGAAUGGAGGAGGAAAUCCAAGACCAGUGUAAGAUAGAGAAGCUUAACUCAGCAGUUAAGAAGGAAAGCCAGGAUCACUGUAAGGGAAAAUUGCCUACCUUAGCAGUAUCGACCACCAUUACCCAGCCAACCAGGAACCAGGGUGACUCUGUGGGACCAGUGCGGACUCGGCAGACAAGGAGGAGUUCUAGGAAGUCAGUUGGAUGCAAAAUGAAUUGUUUGGAUGAUGAAUCUACCACUGCAGAGGUCACAGUGAACAAAGAGUUGAAGGAUUUAGUGGCUUCUACAUCUAGCACUACCCGAAGAACAGAUCAAGACUUUAGAACAAUGACAGGGGAAGAAAAGUACAAGAGGAAUCGUGAGCAGAAUAAUUUAGCCUCUAAGAGAUGCAGAGAGAAGAGGAAAGAGAAAUUCAAGAAUAUGGAAAUAGAACUUGUUGAACUGGAAACAAUAAACAAAGCCCUUAAGGAUAAGGUGGAGAGGCUGACACUGUUACGGGAUGAAUUUAAGAAAUUUGUCAAUAAAUUCCUGUUUGAAAGAAUGUCACAGAAAUGAAACAUGGAAGUUAUAUGGUAAAGAGAAGGCAAUUGUAUGACGCUGCAUGUUAAAUUAAGCAUUAGAAGUGCGAUAAGAAUCAUUUAAUGUUAGACUGCACAGAACAUAAAGGCUGAUAAUGUAUUAGUAAAUUCUCACACCAGAGGUAUGGUAUUUAAAUCCCAUUGAGGUGUCCCAGCAGGAAUAGGGCUCAUCAUUUGUGUGUACCUGAGCACAUUUUAACUUCAUGAAAAGUGUUGCACCAUAACAGUGGUAGGAUUAUUUUACAAUAGACCGAAUGAGAAGAAAAACUCGGUGAUAGUGCAAAUUUUUUUAGAUUACCAUACUGUUGGGUUUUGAAAAAUACCAUAGGUGGUGUGAGUGCAAUAUUGUACUUAUGCUAGUGUAUUACAAUGUCAUGUUACAAUGUACUAUUAAAUCAUUAUGGAACUGAUUUCAUAAAUAACAAAAAUGAGUCUAAAUAGUUUGGCAGGCUCACUUUAACAGUAUAUUUGUGAAAAUAAGGUUUUGAUACUUUGUGGUAUUUAAAACAAGUAAAGAUAUCAAUUUGAA
Messenger RNA from Scylla paramamosain (green mud crab), 2224 nucleotides. RefSeq lists its product as uncharacterized. Bases 290 to 1672 code for a protein of 460 amino acids. Lineage: Eukaryota; Metazoa; Arthropoda; Malacostraca; Decapoda; Portunidae. Gene Ontology annotation, biological process: regulation of DNA-templated transcription. The record is from RefSeq and is a predicted model, not a curated record. Gene Ontology annotation, molecular function: DNA-binding transcription factor activity. The transcript is spliced from 6 exons.